GGCCUGUUCAAGGUCGUGGUGAAGAAGCGCGGUCCUGUUUGGAAGUCGGUUGCAAGUUCAUUUCAUCCAUCCCCUACAUUUUGGUUAGUUAACCAGUAAUUAUGGUCCUGCACUUCAAGUGUGAACUUGUUCAACCUCCGUACUUUAUUUACAUGGGAGAAGAUAAGCAUGAAAAUGAUGAACUUAUUCGUUGGGGAUGGCCAGAAGAUGUUUGGUUUCAUGUAGAUGCUCUAUCAUCUGCUCAUGUUUACCUUCGGCUUAAAGAGGGGGAAACCUUAGAUGAUGUCCCCACUGCCGUUAUACAGGACUGUGCACAACUAGUCAAGGAAAACAGUAUCCAAGGUUGCAAACUUAACGAUGUCACUGUUGUAUAUACCAAAUGGGAGAACCUGAAAAAAACCAAUGAUAUGGAUGUUGGCCAAGUAGCCUUUCACAAUAAUAAAGCAGUGCAAAAGAUCGUAGUUGAAAAACGCAAUGGAGAUGUAAUAAAACGACUAAAUAAAACAAAAGAGCAAUGCCAACAUCCUGAUUUAAGAGGUGAACGAGAGAAGCGAGAUAUCCGCAUUAAAAACAAAGAAAAAGCUGUUCUGGCUGCUAAGAAAAAGUCAGAGCUUGAGGCACAGAAAGUCCGUGCAGCAGAAGCAGAAAAAAGAUCAUACGAUCGUUUGUUUGUUGAGAGUAAAAUGAGGACAAAUGAGGAUGGCUAUGAUUCAGAUGACUUCAUGUAAAAAAUAAAUAUGAAUACCUUCCUACUUCUAAAAGUGUCUGAUCUCUUAACUUUAUUUUCUACUUAUCGGUUACUUUUUCUGAAUUGUCGAUCAUGUAAUAAAAGCCCUUUUGAUUUA
Molecule: messenger RNA, 845 nt
Organism: Schistosoma intercalatum
Lineage: Eukaryota; Metazoa; Platyhelminthes; Trematoda; Strigeidida; Schistosomatidae
Source: the annotation of a GenBank genome assembly